Messenger RNA from Dissoconium aciculare CBS 342.82, 2337 nucleotides. RefSeq names its product threonyl-tRNA synthetase. The record is from RefSeq and is a predicted model, not a curated record. Lineage: Eukaryota; Fungi; Ascomycota; Dothideomycetes; Mycosphaerellales; Dissoconiaceae. Gene Ontology annotation, cellular component: cytoplasm. The transcript is spliced from 2 exons. Gene Ontology annotation, biological process: threonyl-tRNA aminoacylation. Bases 1 to 2337 code for a protein of 778 amino acids. Gene Ontology annotation, molecular function: threonine-tRNA ligase activity; ATP binding.
AUGGCGCCCAAAGAUGGCGGCGAUGCUCGCCCAUUGGAAAUGAACCCACCCCCCAGCUACUUCGCGACCAGAAAUGCCAUCUUCGACCGCCUAAAGGCUGAGCAGGAUGCCGCCCGAGCGAAGCAGCCUCGAGAGCCCAUCGAGGUCACCCUCGGCAACGGCAGCAAAAAGGAGGGGACCAGCUGGGAGACCUCACCGUCUCAGAUUGCCCGGGAGAUUUCCAAGAGCCUGUUCGAGAGGACGGUCAUUGCACGGGUCGAUGGCGAGCUAUGGGACAUGGACAGGCCGCUCGAAAAGAGCUGCAGUCUGGAGUUGUUGGAUUUCGACCACCCUGAAGGCAAGAAGGUCUUCUGGCACAGCAGUGCUCACAUUCUCGGUGAAGCCUGUGAGCGGAGGUUUGGUUGUUCAUUGUGCAUCGGUCCUCCAGUGGAGGAUGGAUUCUACUAUGAAAUGGCUCUGCCCGAGAUGGCGGCGGUCACCAACGCCGACUGGAAGCCUCUCAAGCAGAUCGUCGACAAGGUCGUCAAGGAGAAGCAACCGUUUGAGCGGCUCGAGCUGAGCAAGGAGGAUCUCUUGGAAAUGUUCUCUUACAACAAGUACAAGCAGCACAUCAUCAACGACAAGAUUGCAGACGGCACCCGCACAACUGUAUACCGUUGCGGUCCUUUGAUCGAUCUUUGUCGAGGUCCCCAUGUGCCUAACACUGGUCGCAUCAAGGCCUUUGAGAUCAUGAAGAACUCGGCCAGUUACUUCCUCGGAGAUGCGAACAACGACAGCUUGCAACGUAUCUAUGGUGCGCUCGAGGAACACAAGCACUUGCUCGAGGAGGCGGCAAAGCGAGAUCACCGAAAGAUCGGCCAAGAUCAAGAACUUUUCUUCUUCCACCAAAUGUCUCCAGGUUCCGCAUUCUUCCUCCCGCACGGUAUGAUCAUCUACAACGCAAUGCACGCCUAUAUUCGCGAGGAAUACUGGAAGCGCGGAUACCAGGAGGUCCAGUCACCCAACAUGUACAACUCGGCCCUCUGGAAACAGUCUGGUCAUUGGCAGCACUAUAAGGACGACAUGUUCACAUUCGACGUUGAGAAGGAUCAGUGGGCGUUGAAGCCAAUGAACUGUCCUGGACACUGUUUGCUCUUCGGUCAUCGCGAGCGAAGCUACCGUGAACUGCCCAUGCGCAUUGCAGACUUUGGAGUGCUUCACCGAAAUGAAGCAUCUGGUGCAUUGACCGGCAUGACUCGUGUGCGACGUUUCGUGCAGGAUGACACACACAUCUUCUGCACAGAAGCCCAGGUCGAGCAGGAGAUCAACGGCCUGUUUGAUUUCAUGACUGCUGUCUACGGUCGAUUUGGCUUCAAGUUCCGCAUGAAGCUCUCCACCAUGCCCGAUAACCAUCUCGGUGAUGUGGCCACUUGGGAACGCGCCGAAGCUCAGCUCACCAAAGCGCUUGAAGCAUUCAAGGAGUCGACGGGAACUCCGUGGGAGCUUAACCCUGGCGAUGGUGCAUUCUACGGGCCUAAGAUCGACGUCACCAUCAGCGAUGCCCUGAAGCGAGAGUUUCAAUGUGCCACCAUUCAGCUUGAUUUCCAAUUACCGCAGCAAUUCAACCUCGAAUUCCGUACCGACGAGCAGGCUGGACCUGUAGCCAAAGAUGCCGACAAAGCGGCACCGAAAGAUGCUGAGAAGGCGGCGCCAAAGGAUGCUGCCGCCAAAGAGCUUCCUAUCCGCAGCGCGGCGCCAGCUGCGGCCGCCCCAACCGCUGCACCUGAGACCGCUGCUGCGUCUGCUGACGAUAAGAAGGAAAAGGAGAUCGACUACCGUCGGGAGCUCACCCCCGGCUGUGCUCGCCCUGUCAUGAUCCACCGUGCUAUCUACGGAUCGUUCGAGCGCUUCAUUGCCAUUCUCACCGAGCAUUUCGCCGGAAAGUGGCCCUUCUGGAUGUCACCGCGUCAAAUCCUGAUCGUACCUGUCAUGCCUUCCGUCAACGACUACGUCCUGGAGCUACAGACGCUCUUCCGCGCUCAGCGCAUGCAUGUCGACGUCGACCUCUCCGGAAACACCAUGCAGAAGAAGAUCCGCACGGGUCAGCUGCAGCAGUACAACUUCAUUUUCGUCGUUGGCGCGCAGGAGCGGGAUUCUCGCAGUGUCAACAUCCGGAAUCGUGACGACUUGUCCACUCAGAAGAUGGGCGAGCUUAUCCCUGUGGACCGCGCGCUGGAGCUGCUCACUAAGCUGCGAGACGAGAGGAGGUUAAGCAGCGCACUCCAGGCGAAGCCAGAAGAGGAGGUCAAGGUCGAAGCGGGCCAAGCAGCGCCUGCUGAUGUUGUUGACGCGAAAUAA